AUGAAGACCUUCACCAUCGCCUCCAUCGUCGCCUUGGCCUCUGUCGCCAGCGCUCAGCUCGACAACAUCCCUCAGUGCGCUCUUUCCUGCUUCAUCGGUCCUCUCACCAGUGACGGCUGCGCGAACCUGACCGACUUUGCCUGCCACUGCAAGAAGGGUGACACGCUCCUUGCCCAGGUCCAGCCCUGCGUGCAGAAGGGCUGCGAGGCUGCCGACCAGGCAAAGGCUAUUGCCGCCGUCGAGUCCACCUGCCAGGCUGCUGGUGUUCCCAUCACCAUCCCCGACACCGGCGCCCCUGCUCAGAGCAGCGCCCCUGCCGCCUCUGCCUCUCCCUCUGCUGCUCCAGCACCAUCGUCUGCUGCUGCCCAUGCCCACCCCCAUCUCUACCGGUACUCCCUCUAUGACACCCUCCGGUACUCCAUCUAUGACACCCUCCGGCUCUCCCUCUGCCUCUGGCGCUCCUACUUCUUCCGUCUCUCAGUUCACUGGUGCUGCUGCCCAGGCCACCCAGGCCGUCGGUAUCAUCGGUGCCGCCGCCCUUGCCAUGCUCGCUUUGUAAAUUACUACCAUGUCUUCUCUGUGUUGACAUUUUGA
Messenger RNA from Bipolaris victoriae FI3, 594 nucleotides. RefSeq lists its product as hypothetical. The coding region runs from base 1 to 594 and encodes 197 amino acids. The record is from RefSeq and is a predicted model, not a curated record. NCBI's taxonomy places the organism in Eukaryota, Fungi, Ascomycota, Dothideomycetes, Pleosporales, Pleosporaceae. The transcript has 3 exons.